This is a messenger RNA of Oryza sativa Japonica Group (Japanese rice), 7138 nucleotides long. The record is from RefSeq and is a predicted model, not a curated record. NCBI's taxonomy places the organism in Eukaryota, Viridiplantae, Streptophyta, Magnoliopsida, Poales, Poaceae.
CAAUCUCAAUCUCCCACUGCCCAACUAUUUAAGCAGGCAAGGUAGCCAUGCUCAUCCUUUUACCCCUCUCUUUCUCCUUUACUCAGAAAGGAAUCGAGUUCCCAAAAUUUCUUCAAACUGCCGUGGUCGUCGGCCUAUCUGUCGCCGCAGGCCACCGGUCGUCGUAUCCUCGCGCCACCAGACUCUUCCAGAGCCGAUCGUAUUGAAAAUCCCACCGGGCACACAGGAACUGAAGUGGACCUAGAAGGCUACGCUGAAGCUUCAGAAGGCCACGUUCCACAAGGCAAGCCACAGUUCCAAUCUUUGAUCAUAUUGAUACCUAGUAGAGAACCACUUAGUUAUUUUCUGCAUUGAGUAUUUAUAAAAUUAUUUUGCGUAUGAAUUAUUUUUGAAUAAACUUGUUAGUUUAGUUAUUACCCAUUAUUACAUUGUUAUUAUUGGCCAAAUCCAUGGAUUGCUAUAUCACGUCCUUUGAUAACCUAGGUGUAGAUUUAUAUACUUCACAAUAAUAUUCUAGUGGAUAAGACCACCAAAUAUCUAUACUCAUAUACAUGGUUUACCCGUCAUCACGUGGUGGCGUGUCGGGUGAUAUAAAAUGUGUUAUUUGAUAUGAGUCACUCGCCUGGAGUGAUAUGGAAGAUUAAUUCCGGGUGAAGAUGGAUGUUGUGGUGUCUGAGGCCGUGCAUAUUGUUAUAUUUUUUUUGUGGAAAGUGUAUAUUUACACUUGAAGUAUGCACGGGCCUAUGCUAGUUUUGGUGGCUUUCCCCGGAUAUAAGGACUACCCCCUUAUGCCAUGAAAAAUGAUGUAAUUUGCGCCCAUAUACAUGACUGAGUAAUCAGACUUAGCCUAGUACAUUUGUCCCACUAUAUGAAAUACUGUAGGGUGGCUCUAUGAGCAGGUUUGGGGUGGACAUGUGGAAGGGGCUUCGGCCAGGUUGACAUGAUCCGCAAUGGUGGAACCCGUGAAAGCAGCGACCGUCUAGCCUUGCUUAGGCCCAGCAAGUGCCCGACUACUAGGACGGAUCAAUAUUCCACUGGGCAGUAACCAGUAGUAAGUGGGACUCUCGAACGGCUAUGUUGCCCUCAGCCUAGCUAGCUGUUGACAUCAGGUGGGUAAAGCUGGGCAGUCUCUGCAGAGAUGAGUCUUAAAUCAUUCGAAUGUGCCGUGCUUCCGGUUAAGAAGCUAUGUCAUUGGGUGAUUCCUAUUUAUCAUGGUAUGAGUAGAUUUUAAAUUAAAAUAUGGAAUAUGAUAAAGAUGAGGAUGAAUGGUGAUUAAUAUUGCUAUUAUUUUAAAAUGAUGAUUUACAAUUGUUUGCAAAUGAAAUAUUUUACAAAGUAGGGAAAAACUAUUUAUAAUAGGCUUGUUAUGAAACCUCCUUGAUGACUAUAUUCUUUGUACGCCUUGCAUAUAUUCUAUUUGUAUUAUUAUGGGUGUGGCUUGCUGGGUACCUCGGUACUCACCUCUUGCAUAAAAUGUGGUUCAGACGAUCAGUUCUUCCCUGAGGAGGCGCAGGAAGGGGAAGAAUUCUAUGGUGCUGACGAGUUCUUGUUCUAGGUCGAUUUGCUCUCAGGCAUUGCCUGUGGUGUUUUUAUCCUAUUUUGUGUUUGGGUCUUUUGUUUGUAGGGAGUGUGUUUGGCUUGUCGGCCCCUAAAACCUGUCUUAGUUAUCUUUUAUGUAAUAAUUUCUGUAAAAACUUGGGUAUAUGUAUCGAAAGCUGUUCUGUAUAUCAAUCUGUGCGCGAUCGAAAUCUUGGACGGUCGCGGGUGGUUUCGGGAUACCAUACUCAAACCGGGUAUCCCCACACUACGUCCCAAUGAAUGAGACUUGCCACGACAAAGCCUUUCAAUAACCUCACUUUGGCAGUACUCGCUCCAUGAACUUUAGUCCUCAUGCACUCUAGGCGUCCAAGGUUUCUAGCACUGAGAGGAGUUCUGGCGCUCCCCAGGGGGAAAGAUUCACACAUUCAUUAAGUUAUAGUUAAGUUUAGGUUUGCACAUGGCAGUCCUACCGAUGGUGACACCACUGUAGGCACCCGCCCCUCGCGGUCCUACCAAUGGUUGCCCCACCGUAGGCCCUGCCUCACACACAACAAGAAAACCACUACGGCUUGGGUACCGCCUCCGCUCGGCUCUUUACUCCGCUAGGUCUAUACCCACACGAGAAGUACGGUUGUACGGGGGUCGUUUCAUGCUUAACUUCAUGGCUCGGUCCUUAAUUGACCAGGGACGGCACUAGCCUUUACCGGACACCACCCAAGUCCUCCAGCCGCCCCAGUCGAAAACAGUUGUUUAGUUUAAUUUUUCCUUUCACAAAUCAUGUGGCGCUCAUGUCUCCACAUGUCGUAUCUCAACUACCUUCCCUAGGGUAGUUGCCCAAGCAUAUAGCAUUUGAUAAAUAUGAGAAUGCAUGAUUCUAAAGUAGCACUACUAAGCUUUUGUCAUAAUUGACUAAGGACUCAUAUGUAAUCAUGGGUACAAGAAAAUAAUGAGAUAAGCAAUAAUCAAAGGCAAGGCAUAAUAACAAGUAGGAUAUUCAUCAUUGCAUGCAAUUUUAUUUGUAAACAAAGCAAUUUCGCAAUUAGGAUCAACAUGCUCAAGGGAUGGGGUGAUGACUUGCCUGCUCAGGACAAUCCUUAUUCUUGAUAUAAUCUUGAUCAACCUUCACCUCCUGGAAGCUGCAUACGCUGCCUCACGACUAACCGAUAUACAGAUUCUAUAAUACGCGUGAAGAACCAAUAUUCAAACAACAAUCAAAUAUGCACAAACAAAAUAUAAUUGUCGGGGUCGAACCUAGGGCUGUUCAUACUACUCGUGUUUGCAAACGGAUAAUCUCAUAAUCAUUCUUAUUGUCAUGGCGGCUUAUUUAGGAGCUAAUUAUCAUAAUAUAAAUGGGAUACACAUUUCGUUAAUUCGGAGUUGAUCUAUCUAUUGAGUUAUAGAAGGGAUAUGACCACAUAUAUAUGCUUCUAAUUAGUUUACAUGGGUUUUACAGUGAUAAAGCAUGUUAAAGAGAAUUAUUCUUCUACCUAGUUUACUGUACAGUACCAAUUUUAUUUAUUAGUACAUUUUUAGGUCAACCAUAAUCUAAUCAUUUGAUAUUAAUUAUGUAACAAUUAUAAAUAUAUUUUAUUAAACAGUUAAUUAUAUACCAUUGGAAAGCUUAUGAAUUUAGAUGAAUUUUAGGUUCAAGUUUCAUUCAAAUUGGAGUUAAAAUGAGUAAGUUAUGCUAGUUUAAAUAUCCAAAUUUGAAUAAUAGCAAAACAAUACUGUUCAUUACCGAUUUAUUUUUAUUCCGAAAUCCAUCUCAUUCCUAAUAGCGGCUGACAGGUGGGGCUCCAGGGUUCUAUUUGCUUUUCACCGUAUUAUUUUUCUUAGGGAAAAACAGGAGGUGGGCCCAUCCUGUCAUCGGCUCGGCUGAGGGAGGUCGUCUUCAACCUCCAGCCGGGCAGAGGCAGCGCGCAUGGCGCGGCUGGGCGCAGCCGGGAUGGUGCGAGGCCGGCACGGAAGCGGCCGGAAAGAUGUGGCGAGGCUCCGGCGACCUCCCGCCGGUGGCGACGGCUCGCCUUCCUCACCGCUCGCGUGCUGCGCGCCUUCGUCGACGCCCGCAACCGCGAGUAGUUCCUGCCGAGCAACCGGUCUUUCCGCCACCUCGAAGUGACCUUGAGCCCCCCGACUGGUUUGAAUCCCAGUCAGAGAGAGAGUCUGCUGGAGUAUUCGGUGACGAGGAGGCAAAAAAUCUCCCAAAGCGAAGAUGAAGCGAGUGACUCACGAAGUUGAUUCCAUCGCACUUUUCGACAGGAAACUCGACGUCACCCCUACCUGGCGUGCCAACUGUCAAAACAUGAAUUCGGCAAUAAUAAAAGGGGGUAGCGCACGAGACCUAAGAGUGGAUGGAUGCGGAGACAAAGGAUUUAGACAGGUUCAGGCCCUCUCAAUAAGAGGAGCUUUUCUUUGUCAAUGAACUUAAUGGCAGUCGACUUUUCGUUGGAUAAUUGAGAGAGGACUACCAGAUUGUGCAAAUUGUCAACUAGGAUUACUAUAUUUAAGCUCAGAGUGUAUCAACUGUUGAAGCAAUGGUGCUAGGCCUCCGAACCAAGACGAGGAAGGAUGCAUCCUUCCAUGUAGACUUCAAUAUCUUCAUUCAAGAAAUCAGCCCAUGGCCCCCUUCUGAGUCCCUCAAGUCUUUGAAAUCUGUGGUCCUCUUUUGGGAAAAUGGCGAGCGCAAUUCGGGGAAGACCAAUGCUGUUGCGCCUUCAAUUGGAUCAGGUACCACAGUAGGGAAGGUUGAAUUUAAUGAGUUCAUCAACCUACAGGCUGUUUUUCAGAAGGAGGGGUCAUCCAAGAGUGGGAAAUGGCAGAAGAACCUGCUUGAGCUGAAUCUGUAUGAACCAAGGAGGGAUAAGCUGAAAGGGCAGCAUUUAGGGACUGCGACACUGGACUUGGCGGAGCAUGCGAUGUUUCACGAGGACACGAGUGUUCCCGUGCCGCUCAACUCCAAGAGGAGCUUGAGAAACAAUGUGCAGCCGAUGGUUUAUCUUCGAAUUCAGCCUUUGGAUGGUGAUAACUCGAGCGUUUCCUCUAGAGAUGCAUUGUCAAAGGAGGCAUCAGUGGACAGGGAUUCAAAAGAAUUGAUGUCGGAGUACACUGAGGAUACUGAGUUUGCUUCAUUUACUGAUGAUGAGGAGGAGGAAGCUCCAUACCCUUACCGCUCAGAUGGGAACUUGCGUGCAGGUAGUAAUAGAUCUCAGGAGUCUCUCAAGGGGAAGGAUGUAAGAACAGUUGGUAAUGAAGGCUCUAGAUCACCAUUUGAUUCCCAGCGUGAAAUGCCAUCUUCCAGUACAAAAGUGAGGAGCGAAGAAGUUGAAAAGUAUCCAAUUCAAGUCCAAAAGGCAAAUGGCCAUCCAGGGAAUCUGUCUCUUUUAUCAGAUUUGCCUGGUGAACAAACUCCAUCUUUUCCAGCACAAAAUGCUCUCAGAGCUGGUCGUAAAAUGUCAUUUGCUUAUGGUAUGAGUGAUUCCAACCAAAGAAACUUUGGGGAGAGAACAUAUAGCACUUUAACUAGUGAUAGAGCAAAGAAUAUGAGGUACAGUAUGAGAGUUCCGGAUUUUAGUGGUAGUGUCAUUAAUAAGAAAGUUGAUUCCCAGAAGGAAGAAGUGAAAGAAGUUGACUCCCAAGAUAUUGCGGUCUCUAAUGAUACUAGGACUGAUACCUAUGAUGGAGCACAAGCUCAGGUGCCAAUACGCAUAUCAAAUAAUCGUAACGACACCAAAGUUCGAGAACUAGAACUUAGGGUUGAGUUGCUUGAAGCAGAGUUGCGAGAAACUGCUGCUGCCGAGAUAGGCCUUUAUUCGGUGAUCGCUGAACAUGGUAGCUCAUCAAACAAGGUACACACACCAGCACGAAGACUCUCUAGGCAUUUCAUUCAUGCGCUUAAAAACUGGUCUAGAGACAAGAUGGGGAGUGCAGCAAGAAGUGCUUCCUCUGGUUUGGUUCUGGUUGCAAAAGCUUGUGGAUAUGAUGUUGCAAGGUUGAGUUUCUGGCUAUCAAACUGUGUGGUGUUGCGAGCAAUUGUUUCUGAAACUUCUAAACAAUCGAACAGCAAUGCUAUCAAUAAUGGUUCCAAAACAGGACCAAGGAGGAAUUCUGCGUCAAUGUGGGAAUCGCUUAACCGGAAGAAAGGAAAAUUGCUUUCCCCUGAGUUUGAUAACUGGGAAGAUGUUGACACAUUUAUAGCCGCACUUAAGAAGAUUGAAUCAUGGAUAUUCUCAAGAAUUGUCGAAUCCAUUUGGUGGCAGGCAUUCACACCACAUAUGCAAUCUGCUAAUAUAAGCAGUGAACCGAUGCCUAGUUCAAAUGCAAAGAAAUGUUAUGGAAGGAUUACUGUUGUGGGCAAUCAGCAACAAGCAACCUUAUCAAUUGACAUAUGGAAGAAGGCUUUCAAGGAAGCAUCUGAAAAGCUUUGCCCAGUAAGAGCAGCUGGACAUGAGUGUGGAUGUCUCCCUUUGUUGGCCAAAUUGGUGAUGGAGCAAUGCAUAGCUAGAUUGGAUGUAGCAAUGUUCAAUGCUAUUUUGAGGGAAUCAGAUGAUGAGAUUCCAACCGAUCCCAUGUCUGACCCAAUAACUGAUCCUAAGGUCCUUCCUGUACCAUCUGGGAAAUUUAGUUUUGGUGCUGGGGUCCAACUGAAAAAUGCUAUUGGCAGCUGGUCCAGAUGUCUUAGUGACUCGUUUGGUAUGGAUAUGGAUGACUAUCCAGAAGUUGAGAGUGGGGAUGGUGACAAUGGUGCUGCCGAACUCCGCAAACCAUUUUAUCUCCUAAAUGCAUUGAGUGAUCUCCUAAUGAUCCCUAAGGAUGUGCUCAUGGAAACCAGUACUAGGAAAGAGCUUUGUCCUACCUUCAGCUCAUCAAUCAUCAAGAGAAUCCUUGAUGGCUUUGUGCCAGAUGAUUUUUGCCCAGAUCCAGUUCAACAUUCCUUGCUUGAAGCACUGGAGUCAGAGGAUCAUUUGGAGGGUAACACCAAGGGCAUCCGAGCGGUCCCGUGCAGCGCGUCACCCAUCCUAUACCCAUACCCGGCAUCCGGAGCAAUCCUAAGCAUGAUCGGCGACCCCAGGAAGAGCGGGUCGGCCAUCCUCCGCAAGUCCAACACGAGCGACGACGAGCUGGAUGAGCUGAGCUCGCCAUUGACCUUCAUCUCCAAGGCUUCGUCGAACCCGCUCGCGAAGCUGAAGCAGAUUGGGAACCCAAACAGUGCCAGGUACAGGCUCCUCCAUGAGGUUUGGAAGCUGGAUGACCAGUAGUGACCAGUGAGGGUGUGUCCUAAGCAUCAGUGAUGCUUUGCUUCUCUACUGUACAUACACAAGCAAUCUCUUUCUGAUAGUCUCCAGGUAAUUUCCAGCUCUCUUCGGAAGCAAGAACAGAAGAAGAAAUUUCAAGGGUUGGGUUAAAAGUAAUAUUUUUGGUGCUUCCAUGUAUGUAAGAAUGCUGUAUAACUUGCAUCUUGCUCCAAUGUGUUACCAGCUCCCUAGAUUUCCCAUGAAUUUCAGUCACACUAUUACCAGGCAGAAGUGUAAAUUCAGCAAAAUCUCAGCCGUUCAUCUUGUAAUCCAUUGGUCGAAAUGAUGUAGUCAGCUACUUAGUCCAA